CAAACCCCCCGAGCGGGGUCCUGAGCUCGGGGCAGGGUGGGCAGAGCCCUUUUCCCGGUGGAGCGGGAGCGGCGCUGGCAGCGGGAUCCAGGCAGGGAUCAGGUCUCGUAGCCAUAGCAGCGGGUAUUUAUUACAGCCGGGCCGCCUCCACCCCGGGGCUGAGGGACUUUAGCCCUUCAUCGAGGAGAAAAGUGGCAGCAGCCGCCUCCGAGCCCGACGGGCAGCGACGAACACCCGGAUCGGCCCCAAAAUCAUGGCAAAGUUUCUGUCCCAGGAUCAGAUCAAUGAGUUCAAGGAAUGUUUUUCCCUGUAUGACAAGAAACAAAAAGGGAAGAUAAAGGCCUCGGACCUGCUGGCAGUGAUGAGGUGCCUGGGAGCCAGCCCGACCCCGGGGGAGGUGCAGAGACACCUCCACCUGCACAGGAUCGACAGAAACGCAGAGCUGGAUUUCUCCACCUUCCUGAACAUCAUGUACAGGCAGAUGAAGCAGGAGGAGCCCGAGAGGGAAAUCCUGACGGCGCUGGCCAUGAUCGACAGGCAGAGGAGAGGAGUCAUCCCUGUGGCAGAGCUGAGGGCAAAGCUCACCAGGCUGGGGGAGAAGCUUUCUGAGGAGGAAGUUGAUGACCUGCUGAAAGAAGCCAAAAUUGGGCCAAAUGGAACAAUAAAAUACGACGAAUUUGUUCGCCUCAUUUGCCUUCCCACGGUCGACUACUGAAAUCCUACAGGAGGUUUGCUACAAGCAGGACCUGAAAGUUGUUUUUCACUUCAAUUUUUCCUACUUGGACUUCUGGAUCAUUUGCCUUUAAAAAGCCUUGUUUUGCCUUUAUAACAGUGCUUAAACUUACACAGGUUCCCACCUCAUUUCUGGAGAAACGGUGUCACAAAAUGUGAGUUAUUUAAAUUAAACCGAGCGUGACAUUCCCCUCCUGCAA
This is a messenger RNA of Pipra filicauda (Wire-tailed manakin), 932 nucleotides long. RefSeq names its product calmodulin like 4 (gene CALML4). The record is from RefSeq and is a predicted model, not a curated record. The transcript has 5 exons. Lineage: Eukaryota; Metazoa; Chordata; Aves; Passeriformes; Pipridae. Gene Ontology annotation, molecular function: calcium ion binding. The coding region runs from base 254 to 715 and encodes 153 amino acids. Gene Ontology annotation, cellular component: myosin II complex.